This is a messenger RNA of Musca domestica (house fly), 7289 nucleotides long. Its product is annotated as adipose-secreted signaling protein. The record is from RefSeq and is a predicted model, not a curated record. Lineage: Eukaryota; Metazoa; Arthropoda; Insecta; Diptera; Muscidae. Bases 342 to 872 code for a protein of 176 amino acids. The transcript is spliced from 3 exons.
UUCUCAUUCUCUUAUUGGAAUUGCAGGUAUCAGAUGCGCGCGUUGUGUUCUUUUUUCUUCAAUUAAUAUUUUAGUGACAUUUAAAAAGAAAUACAUUGUCCAAAAAUCACAAAAGAAUUAAAUAUUUUGAAAGUUGAAUAAAUUAAAUGUAUUAAAAGCGUGAUAGUAUUUCAUUUUUCCAAAGUAAUUUGGAAUCGAAAAUUGCAUAGAGUUUUGGCAAACACCUUUUCAAAUAAGGCAAUAAACAACAAAAAAGCAGCGAGCACGCGGCGUUGUGUCUUGGAAUUUAUCUUUGGAAUUAAUUUUUGAAAUCGGCAAAGCACAGAUAUCAGUUGGGGAAAAUGUCACAAGGUGCAACUUUGGAUCAGGCUGGAGAUCAUCAUGUCCAUUUCGAUGUGACCAGCCUAAAGGAUGAUUUCGAAAACGACAGCUGUGUAACGUAUCAGCGGGCAGGCGAUACAAUCAUUGUCAGUCUCGGUUUUCUACAGAUCAAUCAUCGUUAUACGAUAGAUUUGAAAUUACCCUGCAAUCUGUUUGGUGAUGUCAGCAGCACCCAGUUCAAGCCGGAUGUUACCACAGUUCCUAAUCUGCAUUGCCGGAUAACAGAGUUCUCGGGCGUUAAACACGAUGAGCAUGAUUGCUAUGAAAUGAAAAUCGAGUUUUUUGCCUACAAAGAGAAACUAAUGCGUGAAACAUUGCACAUUGUCAAUUCCAAUGAUGAUAAGGAGGUGCUGAAAUUGGUAAUUGCUGCCCGAGUGCUGGGCAAGGGCAAGGGAACACCAAUGCUGCGUACCGGUAUACAUUGCAUAGGUGUGGAAAAGGACGAGGAGUCGGAGGCUUCAGAUUUUCCAGGUUUCAGCAAGGGCUCAUAAAUUCAGAAGUGUUGUGAUGGAGGAGGAGCAGGAGGAGAAGGAAAAAAGUGGAGCAGGAGGCCAUUUUGUCUGCCGAUGCAUUCAGAGCGAAUGCAAAAGCUUUGAUUAAUUAAUUAAUUAUUAAUGAAUAAUAAAAAAUAAAUCGGGUAUGUGAUGGAAACUAAGGGCCUGUUUAUAUAGUUUGAAUGAAAAUUAAUGCUAAAAACACCAAUUCCAAGAGUGUUUUAGAAAUGUUUGUAUUUUCCAAAUUUGAAUAUAAAUCAAAACAUUGAAAAAAUACACAUAAAAUUGCUCUUCUUUCGCAGUCAAUUUCUAAUUGAUUUAAAUAAAUAAAUUGUAAAUCCGUUCAAAGUGUCAUGACUGGAAAAUGUUUUUGAAAAUGUUAUUCAGGAUCUACAAACGGAGAAAUGAGUUCUUGGCAUCGGGGAUAUAGGGUUUUUUCUUGCCCAAAAAAAUCAGUUUUUCUGUUUAAAUGUUGAAAUUGUUUGAAUGUUGUUAUUCAUCUAAAUUUUUAUGACAACUUGAACCGAUUUGUUUUCCAUUACAUACCCGUAUAUGUUUUUUCUUUUUUUGUUUUCUUUGCUUAGUUUGUAAGUAAUCCCCUUUGUAAGUGGCAUUUCUUUAACUAAACUCGAUCGUGCCUAUGUUCAAAAAAUUUAAAAACGAAAAAUAAAACAUUAAAUUUUAUUACAAAUAUUACUAAAUAAUAAUAAUAAUAAUUAAAAACUCCAAUAGAAUUUGUAUUUUUCAAAUCUAUAUAACUACCAACUCCCAAUGUGGGCAUCCGACCAAAAUUGCAAAUUGCCAGAUAUUUAUAACUUAAGAGCAUUUGUUUUAAUAUUUUUUUUUUCUCUCAGUCUAACUUUGUUAUACUUCUUCAAUGGAAAUCAUAAAUAUAUUCUCCAUACAUUGGAAGCAAUGUCAAUGAAAUAGCCAAAACAAAGAACUGCAAUCCCUUCUUGGAUUGUUAAAAGAGUAAAUAUUUUAAACACAGACUAAAAUAGAAAAACAAAAAAACAAACAGCUAUUGGGAACAAGUGAACAUUUAAAUGUAUUAAAUAUAUAUAACUAUAAUAUUAAAAUAAAUACUUUUAAUUCUGUUUAAAAUAUUUUAAUUUAAUUUACAUAUUUCAAUCUCUGUAAGAUUUAUUUUUGUUAAUAAAUAUUAUAAAUAAAUAAUGCCUAUUCUCAAGCACCAAACAUAAAUACAUCACAAAACUGUUAUAUUUUUGUCUGUUUAAAUUGCUGUAUCCCGAAUGAAUAAAAUUUUAACUAUUAAUAAAUGAAAUAACACAUAUUCCUUUUAAAUAUUAAAAAACAGCACUUUGAAACAAUUUUUUUGUGAGAAUUUUUCCCUUUCCCUUUCCCUUUUUUUGUUUUUUUUUUUUUUUUGAUUUGAUGAACAAUGAACAACGUCCGCUUUUAUACCCUACACCACAUAGAGGUAAGGGUAUUAUGUCUUUGUGAAUUGGUUUGUAACAUAGAGAAGGAAACAAGAUAGACCCAUAGUUACUUUUGAGGAUCUUUAUAGAAUCACUUUCUGAGUCGAUUUAUUCAUGUCACUCCGUCUGUUCAUGUAUUCUUGUGAAAAAAAAUGUAGGCUGCAUUUAUUAUCCGAUUGAGAAGAAAUUUUCCAAACAAUAUUUAUUUGGCCCAAGGACGAACCCUAUUGGAAUUGAUUAUAAUCAUAUCCGAUUUUGAUAUAGCUCCCAUAUAUCUUCAACUGAUUUUGGGUUAAUUGUGCAACAAAUGUCCAAUAUAAGUUAAAAUGACCUGACCUUUGGCAGAUUCCACUGAAUUCUGUCUAGAAGCAAGUAAAUCAAAUUUGGUAAUGGUCGGUUCAAAUAUAGCUGUUGCUCCCAUUUAUAUGUAUCAUCCGAUUUGGGUUUUUAAGUCCCUCAUACGCGUAAUAUGUACUCCACAACAAUAAUCUUUGCUACCAGCUGUCAGAUACAGCUCGGCUCCACUCCACUUUUGACCUUUCCUUACUGGUUAUUCACUACUGAGUGUGCGAAUCACACUUUGAACCGAAUAUGUCAUUUUGGAAAGAACUUAAUAUAACUUCUGUGCUAAUAAGAACAACCUCCCACUAAGAGACUUCCCUGUGUGUUUAAUGAUUUAUGUAAAGUUAUGUAUAUGUUCUUAAAGCUUAUGUUCAAUUAUAUAUCUGCUUAGAGUGACUUCAAAAAUUGUCAAAAGUUCUCAGAAAUAAAAGUUUUCAAAUCAUUUUGUGUGUGAGCUUUGGAUUUUAUCUAAUUUUUAUGUACAAUUAAAUUGAACUUUGAUACAGGGUUAUGUGGUUGAAAAAAGUCAUAACACUAAUAUACAUGUGUGGUACAACUAAAACUGUUGGAUGAAGAUGUAUCACUGCCUUUUUGAUGAUCUUGAAAUUUGGCGUUUUACUUGGGACUUCAAGAAAAAAGAUGGGUAUGUUAAUUGUGUUAUAACAAGAACCAUCAUAAUAAUGAUUUCAACUGGAUGAGUAUUUGUUCAAAAAGAAAAAUAUACAAAAUCAUGAGCAUACUUUUAGGCGAAAAAAAAAAAUCAAUAACAAUUCUAUAUCUGCUGCAAAUAAUCUUUCCUUUAGAAUUUAGACCGAGUUCAGAAAUAGUUUACUUCCUUCUUAGUAUAGGAAGUAUAUCUGGGUUGAUAAUUUCAAGUCUUUUUACGACCAUAAAGUUUGUUUGCUGGUCCAGGUGAAGAAUAUUUUUUUUUUUGUAUCAUCGCUAAGUUGAUUAUUAGUUUUAAGUUGCGCAGCUACACGGGAGUUGGUAGCUGCUUCACUCGGAGACCUUUGAUCCAUUGGGUUCAUCCUAGGAAGAAUAUUUAGCGAUGAUAGGAAAGGAAAAGGUGUGGUGAUAAAACAAAGAAAGUUUUGUGAGACUAGAGCCGGUUUUUGAACCGGAACCAUUGUUAUGGUAAUAUUUUGAUGAUAAACCCCAAGUUUUCAAUCGGCAACUAAUGAUGGAAAAAAAAAUGUUGGCUUUUGCUUACAAAAGCGAUAGUCGUGCCCUUUUUCAGGCUUUGGUAACGAUAAGGGCACUUACUUUAGUGAUAUACUCGACUCCUGACACACCCAACAUAUUGGAUUCCGUUCCGGCUCAACACUCACUCGGUGAUAAACCAUCAGAAGAAUGAGACGGAGCUCAGUUAGUCAGUCUUGAUUUCUUGAAUAAUUUGUUUGUUUUGUGUUUUUUAACUCUAGUUCAGUUCGCAGAUUUUUGAAAUUUUAUUUCCAGAGGUAGGUAUUUGUAGACUUAUUUUUAAUUAUGUUUGUCCACAAAGGUUAGAGUGUCAGCUAUAAUUUGCUUUAUAAAGGGUACACAAUCUAGCGGCUUUUUCAAUUUGAAUAUCAUGGUUAUAUUUUGGAAGAAGAGAAGCACCCUCAGCAUUUGGGGCAUAUCCGUGAGCAUGCAUUGAAAAGCAGAUGCACCCAAAACGAAUCAAUGUUUGGUGCAGAUUUUGAUCCAGGGCCAUAAUUGACCAUUUUUGAUGUGAAACAAGGAGUGUUUGUUACGUUAUAAGUCCCUAUAGGUGAACGUUCUUGUAUUCACAAAAAUUAAAGAGAAGGAUAUUGGCCACAUUUGGCAUGCCACACUGCUGAAGCUUUACUCGGAUUUUCAAAAAAAGGUAUUUGGCGGACACUUCUUAUAAUGGACCGUAUUUCGACUUUUGUGGAGUUUCCAAAAAAAAUCAGGUCGACAAAAUGUUAAUUUUGAUAUAACUCAAGAACCCUUUAUUAGUUAGGUAUCUUCAUAAGCUCCAAAUAAUGCCGGUUCUAUCCCGGAUCUUGACUAUCGGGUCAAAUGUUCGAAUAUCCGGUCCCACCCAAUAAACGUCUAUUUUAUUUUGAUAGGAAUUUAAAAGAAAAAUCGAUGUGUCUUUACUAGAGAAUACUAUAGAUCUCUUAUAAAAUCUACUGAUCUCUUUUUAAAAUGUAAAGUUUUCUUCACAUUGUUAUAAUUUUGCACCAAUUCUUUUUACUUGAUAAAGUUUUUUAAUCUAUUAAAAGAAAGUUUUAAUUAAAUUGAGUAUUAUUUUUCUUAACUUCAUUAAUUUACUAAAAAAAACAAUUUUUAAAAAUUAAAUAUUUAAUCACAUAUAUACAAAAGCUGUCACCCUAAUGUACAUGUACAUCUCUAAACCACAAGCCGUGCCACACAAAAAUUAUUGCACCUGAUAUUAAAUAAAUACAUAUGAAUGUAAAUUUUACACUCAAAAUACACCCACAUCUGUAGUACGCUCAGUAGCUAACAAAUCUUUAGAAGAAAACAUGUGUGAAAAUAAAAAUUAAAUAAUGAAAUUGAUUGUAAAUAUUAUUUGUAAUAAUUUUGGCUCUACAAUAAAUAAAUAACUAUUUCAUCAACUUCUUAUAUAAAUUGUUUUACUUUGAAAGGAUAGCAAAUUGAAUGACGAAAUAUAUAAAACAUAAUAUGAAAUAGGAUUAAAUGGUGUUUGGUUCGGAAAGACCCAAUUUUAAUAAUCGUCAAAAUAAUGUAUACUCCAGCCACCGGUUAAAAUUUUCAAAAUGUCAAAAAUCGGUCAGUAUCGCUUUAUGAUGAAAUUUAUUGAUUAAUAUUAAAAAACUGCUACAUUAUCUUCUUUCCGUCUACACCUUAAAAAAGCUCUUAAGACAAUAAAACGUUUCGACAUAAAAGGUAAUAAUUCUCAAUCAAACAGAUGAAUCCAAAUCCAAAAGAUGAAUAAAAUGUUGUGAUUGCAUCACCCAAGCUGUCAAGUGCUUGGAUUCCCAGGUGUUGAUUAGCCACCUAUCAGUCUAGCAACCAACAAUAAUAGACAGCUGUCAGCACAGGGUGAGAUAAAAAAAUUGCAACCAACUUCAGACUGCUGUCAUUUCCAAGCCACUCGUCCGACAACUGUUAAAAUUAUUCCAGUGACAGAUUAUUAUAUUCUUUACAAGCGUACAAAAGCAUUUUGUUGACAAUUUUCCAGAAAAAAAAGUUAUUCGUGAUGGAAUUCACGCGUGAUAGUGUGAUUUCUUUAUAUUUGGCUGGAAAACUACAAGUGGAUAUCGUUAGAACACUCCAGCAUUUAAAUGUGAAUAAAUCUUUUGUGUCUCGUACCAUCGCUCGUUACCGUGAUACGUAGUCCAAAGUUAAGGAAAUGGGCGGAAGAAAACAACAACAUCACCCGAAAUGGUUCGAAAAGUAAAGAAGCGACUUGAUCGAAACCCGCGUCGCAGUGGACGGAAGAAAACAGCAACAUCAGCAGAAAUGGUUCGAAAAGUUAAGAUGCGACUUGAUCGAAACCCGCGUAGCAGUGACCGAAAAAUGGCUCGUGAUUUGAACAUAUCGCAAUAUUCCAUUCGGCAAAUAUUGAUUAUUGAUAUUGGUUGGCCACCAGAACUCAAGCGCUGGCCAUGAUGAUGGUGUGGGCUGCCAUAACCGUCGAUGGUCGCUCUCCGCUCGUAUUAAUCGACUGUGGCAUCAGAAUAAAUUCCGAAUAUUAUCGCGAAAAUGUUCUGGAGGGUAUAUUAAAGUCUUGGGCACGCAAACAUUUUGGCCGCAGACGUUGGACAUUCCAACAGGACUCAGCACCAUCGCACUCAGCACGCGCCACCCAAAAAUAGUUACAAAAUGAGGUUCCUUCCUUAAUUUCCACAAUGGCCACCAAAAUAUCCGGAUACCAAUCCGUUGGACUAUUGUGUCUGGAGUAUUUUGGAAAGUAAGGUUGGCACUUAAAAAUACCAAGCAAACACUUAGCCGGGAAUGGGCCAAAAUACCGCAGAGCAUCAUUCGGGCAGCGUGUGACGGUUUCAUUGGCCGUUUGAAGGCCAUAAUUCGUGCCAAAGGUGACCAAUUCGAACAAAUCUAAACUCCAUCUAAAAUUUGAUGCUAUUUCCGACAUUUUUUGCUUUCAUUCAAUAAAAUUUUGAUAGUGACAUUUAAACUGAGCUUUAACUUUGAAGAUGAUUUCCGGAGGAAAUCGAAAUAUUGGGUGAUUAAAAAAGGAAAAAUUGAAAAAUAAAAAACCUUAAGCCAAACAAUGAACCUUCUUCUUUCUCUUAAGGUGGCACAUCAUCAUAGCUAUGCCAUCACAUAGCCUUAAUACCAACUUUGAGUGUAAAGGCUGUGUGAUGGCACCGCUAUGAUGAUAUGCAUUAAUAUACCUACAUAUUUAAAUAAUACAACAAUAUUUAUAUACUUUUUCCAUAACAAGAACUAAAUUAUAUUUAUUGCCAUUUUUUUCACAAAAUUGUAUAACAAUAUAUAAAUUUGUUUUGUGUGUGUGUAUGUGUGUUUUACAAAAUUUUCACUUGUGUUUCACAACUUAAUUAUUUUUAGGCUUAAUAAGAUUUGCGCAGUAUUAUGAAUCUACAUAAAAUACGAAUAGCAAUUAUGAUAUAAUUUAAGGAUACAGAGAAGCUCAGAACCUUAGAAUUUACAAAAAAAAUAA